Molecule: messenger RNA, 3984 nt
Organism: Polyodon spathula (Mississippi paddlefish)
Lineage: Eukaryota; Metazoa; Chordata; Actinopteri; Acipenseriformes; Polyodontidae
Product: dynamin-3-like
Cellular component (GO): membrane; microtubule; cytoplasm
Molecular function (GO): microtubule binding; GTPase activity; GTP binding
Source: RefSeq, a predicted model, not a curated record
GCGCGGAAGAAAAGACCCGUUAGCUGUCAGAAAGAAUAUCGGAUCCGGAGACCUGAGCGUCAAACCGAGCAGAACCGAGCAGAACCGGGGCACACCGGACUCGGCACCGCGUAGGAACCCCAGUGUGGGGUUGUGGCCAGUACAGCAGUGAGACUGUCACGAAACCGAGAAAGCAUAUAGCCGAAUUACCGAACUGUAAAAAGAGGUGGCUUUCCUCUCAAGCAAGUCAGAACCGAACUGCGUCGGCGGUGCAAACUUAGCGGUACCGAGCCUCGACCUGGACAGCGGUAACCGAGAGCUUUCUUACCCGAAGCCGUAACGGUAAACCGAGCUCAUUGCCCAGAACUGAACCGGGUGUGACCGAAUCUUCCAGGGAGCUCCGUCUAGCCCGAACCAGGACAGUGACAGCAUCUCUCGAAGCUCUGGUUAGGAGAUCCCGAACCGAGGACUGUAGGAAUCUUUUUAAAAAACCCGAACCACAAUAAACAACGCUGACUGACUGAGAAGAUAAUUGACUUAGCGGGUAUUAUUAUAUUAUCGAGAGCCUGAAUGAUUUGAAUCAGCCCUGAAGACCCGUUUCCUCCUCGACUCGCACACUCCACGGCUCCCCUGCGUCACCUCCCCGGCUGUGUCGCCAUGGGUAACCAGGGGAUGGAGGACCUGAUCCCGCUGGUGAACCGGCUGCAGGACGCGUUCAGCUUUAUCGGGCAGAGCUGCAACCUCGACCUGCCGCAGAUCGCUGUGGUGGGCGGGCAGAGCGCUGGCAAGAGCUCGGUGCUGGAGAACUUCGUAGGGAGGGACUUCCUGCCCCGGGGCUCCGGCAUCGUCACAAGGAGGCCUCUGGUCCUGCAGCUCAUCAGCGCCACCACAGAGCAUGCAGAGUUCCUGCACUGCAAGGGGAAAAAGUUCACUGACUUUGAUGAGGUGCGGCAAGAGAUCGAGGCUGAGACUGACCGCGUCACUGGAGUCAACAAGGGCAUCUCUCCCGUCCCCAUCAACCUGCGAGUGUACUCUCCACAUGUGCUGAAUCUGACCCUCAUCGACCUGCCUGGCAUCACCAAGGUGCCUGUCGGGGACCAGCCCCCCGAUAUCGAGUACCAGAUCCGGGACAUGCUCAUGCAGUUCAUCUGCCGAGAGAACUGCCUCAUCCUGGCAGUGACCCCCGCCAACACCGACCUGGCCAACUCCGACGCGCUCAAACUGGCCAAGGACGUGGACCCCCAGGGCCAGCGCACCAUCGGGGUGAUCACCAAGCUGGACCUGAUGGACGAGGGGACUGACGCACGGGACAUCCUGGAGAACAAGCUCUUGCCACUGCGGAGAGGGUACAUCGGCGUGGUGAACCGCAGUCAGAAGGAUAUCGAAGGGAAGAAGGACAUCAAGACGGCUCUGGCUGCGGAGAGGAAGUUCUUCCUGUCUCACCCGGGGUACCGGCACUUGGCCGACAGCAUGGGCACCCCCCACCUGCAGAGAGUGCUUAACCAGCAACUGACCAAUCACAUCCGCGACACGCUGCCAGCGUUCCGCAGCAAACUGCAGGCUCAGCUGCUCUCCCUGGACAAGGAGGCGGAGGAGUACCGGCAGUUCAGACCUGACGACCCUUCACGUUUUUCACGCCCUCUCUGCAGGAUGGUGCAGCAGUUCUCUGUGGAUUUUGAGAAGCGGAUCGAGGGUUCGGGGGACCAGGUCGACACGUUGGAGCUGUCCGGGGGAGCCAAGAUCAACCGCAUCUUCCACGAGCGCUUCCCCUUCGAGCUGGUCAAGAUGGAGUUUGAUGAGAAGGAUCUGCGCAGAGAGAUCAGCUACGCCAUCAAGAACAUCCAUGGAAUCAGGACGGGUCUCUUCACUCCAGACAUGGCGUUCGAGGCGAUUGUGAAGAAGCAGAUAGUGAAGCUGAAGGAGCCGUGCCUCAAGUGUGUGGACAUGGUGAUCCAGGAGCUGAUCAGCACAGUGCGGCAGUGCACCAUCAAGCUCGGGACAUUCCCUCGGCUGAGACAGGAGACGGAGCGCAUCGUAACGACUCACAUCCGGGACAGGGAGAGCAGAGCCAAGGACCAGGUGCUGCUGCUGAUUGAGGUCCAGCUCUCCUACAUCAACACCAACCACGAGGACUUCAUUGGGUUUGCCAAUGCCCAGCAGAGAAGCAGUCAGACGAGUAAGAAGAGUUGUGCUGGUAAUCAGGGAGCAGCCCCUCCGCCUUCAAGGCAAAUUGUGAUCCGAAAGGGCUGGCUGACCAUCAACAACAUCAGCAUCAUCAAGGGUGGAGCCAAGGAGUACUGGUUCGUGCUGACCGCUGAGAGCCUGUCCUGGUUCAAGGAUGACGAGGAGAAGGAGAAGAAGUAUAUGCUGCCCCUGGACAAUCUGAAGGUGCGAGACGUGGAGAAGGGCUUCAUGUCCAGUAAGCACAUCAUCGCCAUCUUCAACACAGAGCAGAGGAAUGUUUACAAGGACUAUCGCUACCUGGAGCUGGCCUGUGACUCCCAUGAAGAGGUGGACAGCUGGAAGGCUUCUCUGCUGCGAGCCGGAGUCUACCCUGAGAAACCAUCGGUGGACAGCGAUGACUCAGGCCCCUCUGAUAAUUUCUCCAUGGACCCCCAGCUGGAGCGGCAGGUGGAGACCAUCAGGAACCUGGUCGACUCUUACAUGGCCAUCGUCAACAAGUGCAUCCGGGACCUCAUGCCCAAGACCAUCAUGCACCUCAUGAUCAGCAACGUGAAGGAGUUCAUCAACGCGGAGCUGCUGGCCCAACUAUACUCCACAGAGGAUCAGAGUGUGCUGAUGGACGAGUCCGCAGAGCAGGCACAGCGCCGGGACGAGGUUCUGCGCACUCACCGCGCCCUGAAGGAGGCACUAGCAAUCAUCGGAGACAUCUCCACCACCACCAUCUCCACACCACUGCCCCCCCCCGUCGACAACUCCUGGCAGGGGGGCCGCAGGUCACCCCCUCUGAGCCCCACUGCUCCCCGGAGGUUGCUCUCCUCUUCUCGUGUCCCUGCAGGUCGAGGCCCCGCCCCUGCGGGGUCGCAAGGCAGCGCGGGGCCGGGCCUGCCCCCCCUCAACAACGCUGCAGAGGCGCUCGCCGCUCCCCCCCAAGUCCCCAGCCGGCCCAACCGUGCCCCUCCGAGCAUUCCCAGCCGCCGGCCGCCUCCCUCUCCCACCAGACCCACCAUAAUCCGGCCCGGAGACUCAUCCCUCUUCGAGUGAAACACAAGCUUUGCCCACCAGCUCCCUCCGCUAACCAUGCAUGCCCUGCCGCCCAGUAUAGCGGCCCUGCCUCCUAGUAUACAGGCUCAGCCUCCCAGUAUAGCGGCCCUGCCUCCCAGUAUAGCGGCUCAGCCUCCCAGUAUAGCGGCCCUGUCUCCCAGUAUAUUGGCCCCCUGGCUAGUGUACUCGUAGCCCUGGCUGUGCACGUGACGUGUCCCUGCAGUCUCUGUGCUGUGUGUCGUUCUAUUCACAGUCCCGCUGUGUGAAGCAGACUGGGUGCAGCUGAGCUGAGAGGCUGCAGCUGGGCGCUAGAGCUUUUGGCGUUGCAUGCCUAGGAAAGAUGUACAGUAACCCAAACAUAUUAUAUACUCUACAGAGCCUGAGUGGCUGCUAUGUGUUGUACAAUUCUAUUUGAGAUGUGUGUGUGUGUGUGUGCGUGUGCGUGCGUGCAGGUGUGUUGAUGUCGACGGCCCUUUCAGACCAUUCACCUCUCACCCUCCCCCCACCCCACCCCCCUCGGAGUAGAGAGUGAGCCUGUGAGCAGCGAGGAUGGAUCUGCCGGGGGGGGGGGCCCUCGCCCCUCGCCCCUCGCCCCUCGCCCUGUGCCUCCCUGCCUGCCCCUCAGCCCUGCUGCUCAGCCUCGUCUCCUCCUGUCCUAAUAUGUCACUGCAUGUCAGUAAAUACAGAAGGUGUAUGUGGGAUUCAGAGCUGCUUGCUGUCAUGUUGUCCUGUUUGGGUGUGUGUGUGGGGUUCAGAGCUGCUUGCUGUCGUGUUGUCCUG